AUCUGGAUUUGGGAGCCUGGAAGCAGCUUUCUGGGCUGGGCCGGAGCAGCAGGAUGGGCAACGCGGCCGGCAGCGUGGAGCAGGCUCCGGCCAAGGAGACUAAGACCCAGCCACCGGCGACAACUCUGCCAGCCAAGCAGCCUGCGCCCCCGAAGCAGCCCAUGCCCAGCGCUGGGGAGCUGGAGGAAAGAUUCACCCAUGUGCUGGAUUCCAUGAACUUGCCGCCCGACAAGAUGAAGCUGCUUAGCCAGUACGACAGUGAGAAGAAGUGGGAGCUGAUCUGUGACCAGGAACGGUUCCAGGUCAAGAACCCCCCCUCUGCGUACAUCCAGAAACUGAAGAGCUACUUGGAUACGGGCGGAGUCAGCAGAAAGGUGACCUCCGAUUGGCUGAUUGCCAUGGCGUUUAAGAGGCGAGUGCAGGAGUCCACACAGGUGCUCCGAGAGCUGGAGAUCUCGCUGAGGACCAACUAUAUCCGCUGGGUGCAGGAGUUCCUGAACGAGGAGAACAAGGGGCUGGACGUGCUGCUGGAAUACCUCGCCUUCGCCCAGUGCGCCGUCACGUACAAUAUGGAGAGCGCAGAUAACGGGAGCCCGGGCUCUGACAAGGGCAAGUCCCCGGACAGAUCCAUGGAGGACCUCAGCAAGAGCAACUCCUCGUCCCCCACACAGGGCUCCUCCAAAACGAGGAACCUGACUAUCAGACUCAACCCGGUGCACAGCAGGAAGGCACUGCGGAACUCGCGCAUCAUCAGCCAGAAGGACGACGUCCACCUCUGCAUCAUGUGCCUGCGCGCCAUCAUGAACUACCAGUCUGGAUUCAGCCUGGUGAUGAACCAUCCAGCCUGUGUCAACGAGAUCACCUUGAGCCUGAACAACAAGAACCCAAGGACCAAAGCCCUCGUCCUGGAGCUGCUAGCUGCCGUGUGCCUGGUCCGAGGCGGGCACGACAUCAUCCUCGCCGCCUUCGACAACUUCAAAGAGGUCUGCGGAGAGAAGAAUCGCUUUGAGAAGCUGAUGGAGUAUUUCCGAAAUGAGGACAGUAACAUUGACUUCAUGGUGGCCUGCAUGCAGUUUAUCAACAUCGUGGUGCACUCGGUGGAGAACAUGAACUUCCGCGUCUUCCUGCAAUACGAGUUCACUCACCUGGGGCUGGAUGAGUAUCUGGAGAGGCUGCGUUACACGGAGAGUGACAAGCUGCAGGUGCAGAUCCAGGCAUACCUGGAUAACAUCUUCGAUGUGGGCGCCCUGCUGGAGGACACAGAGACCAAGAAUGCUGUGCUGGAGCACAUGGAGGACCUACAGGAGCAAGUGGGGCAGCUGACAGAGAAGCUCCAGGAUGCGGAGAACGAGUCAAUGGCCAAGAUCGCGGAGCUGGAGAAACAGCUGAGCCAGACGCGCCGUGAAGUAGAGACACUCCGGGAGCGGCUCAGCGAAUCCAGCAGCCAAGCCAGCUCCCCCCCACAACAGCAGCAGCAGCAGAGGCUGGCGGAUGCCCGUCCCUCGGCCUUGGAGCAGAAGCUGGAGGAGCUGGAGGAGAAAGGGUUAGUCCGGAUCCUGCGUGGGCCAGAGGGAGCCGUUGCCAUCGAGAUUGUCCCUGUUGUCAUGGAAACCACAGCAGUCCCCACGGUUACUGUAGAAGCCUCCGCCUCUACCAGCACAGAUUUGGCAUCUCCUUCCAUUUGCUCCCCACUGCCGCCCCCUGCUGCUGCCCAGACGAUUCCUCCGCCUCCCCCACUGCCCCACACCGAAGACACCGGCUCUGCCAACCUGCCUUCUCAGCAGCAAGCCCAACCUUCUGCACCCCCUCCAGCUCCACCCCUUCCUGGGAGCGACACCCCUCCACCUGCCCCGCCCCUUCCCGGGGUCGAAAUCCCACCACCUCCUCCCCUCUCGGUGGAGGGUGGCCCGGCCCCUCCUCCCCCUCCGCCCCCACCCCUGGGAAUGCCAGCUGGGGAGGUCAGUGGCCCAACAGCAGCAGCCAGUUCAGCCGUCAAGAUCAAGAAGCCGAUUCAAACCAAGUUCAGAAUGCCCAUCUUCAACUGGGUGGCUCUGAAACCCACCCAGAUCAACGGGACCAUCUUCAACGAGCUCAACGAUGAGAAGGUCCUGCAGGAACUGGACAUGAACGACUUUGAGGAGCAGUUCAAGACAAAGGCUCAGGGCCCUAGCUUAGACAUCAGCACCCUGAAGGUGAAGGCUGUUCAGAAGGCCCCUAGCAAGGUGACGCUGAUCGAGUCCAACCGAGCCAAGAACCUGGCCAUCACGCUCCGCAAGGGCGGCCUCAGCAUCGACAGCAUCUGCAAAGCCAUCCAGACGUACGACUUGCAGAGCCUGAGCCUGGAUUUCCUGGAGCUGCUGCAGCGCUUCCUGCCCACCGAAUAUGAGCUAACGCUGAUCCGCAAGUACGAGAAGGAGCAGCGGCCACUGGAGGAGCUGUCGGACGAGGACAUCUUCAUGAUCAAAUUCAGCCAAAUCCCUCGCCUCGCCGAGCGCAUGAACAUCAUGACCUUCCUGGGCAACUUCAGCGACACCGCCCAGCUCCUGAUGCCGCAACUCAACGCCAUCAUCGCCGCCUCCAUGUCCCUCAAGUCCUCGACCAAGCUCCGCAACAUCCUGGAGAUCGUCCUGGCCUUCGGGAACUACAUGAACAGCAGCAAGCGCGGAGCAGCCUACGGCUUCCGGCUGCAGAGCCUCGAUGCGCUGCUGGAGAUGAAGUCAACGGACCGGAAGCAGACGCUGCUGCACUACAUCGGGCGGGUGAUCAUGGAGAAGUACCCGGAGCUGACGGGCUUCCACACCGAGCUGCACUUCCUGGACAAGGCGGGCUCAGUGUCCCUGGACAGCGUGUUGCAGGACAUGAGGGCCCUGCAGCGGGGCAUGGAGCUCACCCGCAAGGAGUUCAUGCGGCAGGACGACAGCCAGGUGCUCAAGGACUUCCUCAAGGCCAACACCGAGGUGAUGGAGAAGCUGCAGACUGACAGCAAGACCGCCCAGGAGGCCUAUGAGUCAGCUGUGGAGUACUUCGGGGAGAACCCCAAGACCAGCCCCCCCACCAUGUUCUUCCCUAUAUUUGUGCGCUUCGUCAAGGCCUAUAAGAAAGUGGAGCAGGACAUCGAGCUCUGGAGGAAAGAAGCAGCAGCUGCCAAAGAAGUGGAGUCCAAUUCCCCCAGCAAGCCAGAGCCAAAGUCUCCUGCCCCCAAGGCCAAGCGCCAGCAGAUGGACAUGAUCGCUGAGCUGAAGAAGAAGCAGAUGGUGAAGGAGCCCCUCAUUUACGAGGGAGGAGAUGGCGCCAUUGAGGACAUUAUUUCAGCUCUGAAGACAGUUCCUUUCACAGCCCGGACAGGCAAGCGCUCGUCCCGGCUCUUUUGCGAGGCCAGCUUCAAUGAGGAGAGCCCCCUGUAGCUCUAGGUCUGCGGAACCAGCCAUACAGGCGCGGCGACACCGGCCGGUGCAGCGCCAAGAAACGACCCAC
Terrapene triunguis (Three-toed box turtle) is the source of this 3474-nucleotide messenger RNA. RefSeq names its product formin like 1 (gene FMNL1). NCBI's taxonomy places the organism in Eukaryota, Metazoa, Chordata, Testudines, Emydidae. Gene Ontology annotation, cellular component: cytosol. Gene Ontology annotation, biological process: cell migration; cortical actin cytoskeleton organization; regulation of cell shape. The transcript has 27 exons. The record is from RefSeq and is a predicted model, not a curated record. Bases 54 to 3404 code for a protein of 1116 amino acids. Gene Ontology annotation, molecular function: small GTPase binding; actin filament binding.